Messenger RNA from Meleagris gallopavo (turkey), 4373 nucleotides. NCBI's taxonomy places the organism in Eukaryota, Metazoa, Chordata, Aves, Galliformes, Phasianidae. The record is from RefSeq and is a predicted model, not a curated record.
CGCUGCGUGCGGCAGCCUCGCCUGGUUCGCAUAGGAGUCGUCUCCUAAUCGGGGUUUUGCGUUUUGCGCGUUUGUCUUCCCGCACGUUUUAAAGCCACUUUCGAUGUUUUUGCUCGGUGUGCUGACCAAUGAGAAGUCUGCUUUUAAAUAUCGGGUCUGCGCACGGCUGAAAUAUAGCUGAAUCCGAGUAUAACUGGGGCUUCCACAAGUACGCGGAGCUCCCCGUUGUAAUGAAAGUGGCUGCUGUGUCAGACCAAGUGUAAGAGUGCGUGUGAAAUUGUGCUGGGAAUAGAUGGUGCUGAUAUUGAAGUUACGUUGCUUUUGCCUGCUGUAAGUGCCUGUAAUCGCACCGCAACCACUAACAUCCCAGCCACAUCUGAUACUGGGAGCACUGCGUGCCCCAGAACUGACUGAAAUAGUGCGGUGUUGUUAAAUACUGCAAAACGGAACAGUGACUCAGGAGUCUUUUGUAUACGUUGUAUUUUGGCUGAACACGUGGCUGGCAUGUUUUUGAAGCAAGCUUAAAGCCUUUCUGAGAAUCUUUUACCAAAUGUAGAAUCACUUUAAUAAGCUGGUGUAGUUUUGCAGUAAUGUAAAGUCUGUAAGUAUGUGGGAAGUCACAUGCAGCUUUGAAUGUGAUUGCAUUCUUCUUGUGAUGGCUCUUCCUUCUGUGUUCUAGACUCUCUUAAGUAGUCCUAUAUGGGGAAGUAUUUCUUUCUCCAAGUAGAAGUGGCAUCCAGGUCUUUUAACUUCACAGUUUCUAAAACCUGUGCAGAACAUUUUUUUCUCUCCAAUUUAUCUUAUGUAUGAAGUUCUGAGUAGUGAAGUUGGAAGGAUUGAAGUAGGACUUCUGUAUUCCUUCGGUGUUGAGAACAUUCCUCAUGGGAUUGAUGCCCAUCUUCUGAGUUUUUAAUUAUGCCCCACAGACAUGUGGUAGCUGCUUUGCACAGGUAACUCCAGCUGAUGGCAAUUCCUCAUCUCAUAUUCCUGCUUUCCUCCCAGCUAUGCGUUUCUUACAAAAAUUGACUGUUUUUUUUUUCCUUCAAUGCGAUGUUCAGAUAUAAUCAGAUUUAAAGCAAAAUGUCUGAAAGGUGUUCUUGUAAGUUACUCUUUAGCUUACUCUAAACCUUCGCGAUGGGAAAUGUACAAGCUGUGUAAAGAAUGACAUUUUCACUUUUGCCUCUUAGGAUAUUGGUUACAUACUCACCUGUGGAGUAGAUGCACAAAAAUGUAAUUACGUGCAGGUUGAGGAAAUGUUUUAGUUUCUAAAACAGUGAUUGAGCUGAUCAUACCCAUACUGAUGUUUCCUUGCAUAGAUUUCAUUAUUCUGAUAGUUUAGAAAACAGAUACCUAAGGUAGCUCUGGUGCUUUCCAUUCUACCAUAUUAUCUUGACUGCUUUGCCUUUUCGGGGGGCUAGAUUGUUUGCUUUGUUUGCAAGCUUAUCCAUUCAAACUACUUUUUUCUUUCUUCCAUUCUUUGUCUCUGUCUUGGACAGACUUUUCAAAAGACUUGAGUUUAUGGGAGGAAGAAGGGGAUCCCAAAGAAAUCCUAACUGCACAGACAGUCUGUUUCAUUACAGAAAUUGGGAGGUUUUUAUUCCUUCUCCUUUUCAUUUUUUGAGAAAUUUUGGAUCUCUGAGACCUCUUUCUGAGAAGAGUGAAGCAGCUUUUUCCUUUGUAUGAGAAAUGUGCCACCCUCUCUUCUGAAAUCUUUGCACAUUUUGCUAAAUGCUUUUUCUUCAGUAGAUGUCCUGAAGUGUUAAACCAGUGUCAGAACAAAGAGGACUUUGAUGCAUCAAGCAAAGCAACUUGCUGUCAUGGCAGGGCAUUAAAUGAAAAUGAUUUGUAAGGGUGUUGUAACCCAUAUCUGUAAGAAGUGAGCUAUAUAUGCACUGAUAGCCUUGAUUUGUUAUGUGCUAAUUGUGCUUGAUUUUACUUGGUACUGUUUGUCUUUAAACUUUUCAAGAGGAGAACUGUUAAAAAAAACAAACAAACAACCUUGAGAGACGUUAAAACCUUCUUAUGAGAGAGAAUUUAUUUAAAGGACUUUAACUGAUUUUUAUUUUUUUUUCCAGAAUGGUGAAUACAUGCAGAUGAUUAUCAGAAUCGUGUAUCAGAAUUUGCUUUUUAUUUGAGAACUUAUAAAACUGCUCAUCAUGGAGAAACAGCAGAUUGUGCUGGCUAACCGGGACGGUGGGACAGUGUCUAGUACAGCACCUGCCUUUUUUGUUAUCUUGAAACAACAGCAGGGAAAUGGCAAAGCUGACCAAGGAAUCCUAGUGGCCAACCGUGAUGCUUGCGCUCUGGCCAGUGGUGUAUUAAUGCCAGUAAAACCCAAAAUCAAGACCUGCCUCCCAGCUGACUGCGUCUCAGGGGGCAUCACUGUCACCCUAGACAACAACAGUAUGUGGAAUGAGUUCUACCAUCGCAACACGGAGAUGAUUCUGACGAAGCAGGGGAGGCGCAUGUUCCCAUACUGCCGAUACUGGAUUACAGGUCUGGAUGCCAGCCAGAAGUACAUCCUGGUCAUGGACAUCUCCCCAGUGGACAAUCACCGAUACAAAUGGAAUGGCCGCUGGUGGGAGCCCAGUGGGAAGGCAGAGCCCCACGUUCUUGGACGAGUGUUUAUUCAUCCGGAGUCGCCUUCCACUGGCCAGUACUGGAUGCACCAGCCGGUAUCUUUCUACAAACUCAAGCUUACCAACAAUACCCUGGACCAGGAGGGUCAUAUAAUCUUACAUUCUAUGCACCGCUAUCUGCCACGGCUUCACUUGGUUCCUGCAGACAAAGCCACGGAAGUCAUUCAGCUCAAUGGCCCAGAUGUCCAUACGUUUACCUUUCCACAGACAGAGUUCUUUGCCGUUACAGCCUACCAGAAUAUUCAGAUUACCCAGCUGAAAAUAGAUUACAAUCCUUUUGCUAAGGGAUUCAGAGAUGAUGGCUUGAAUAGUCGGCCUCAGCGUGAUAUGAAACAAAACAAUAGCUUUGAACUGGAAGAAGGUAAUGUUUUUAGCUCUGCCAGCAUUCAUAGUUGCCCUGCUGAAGUUGACGUGUUAGAAUUACAUCGGAGAAUAGAUUCUUCAUUCAUUGGUCAGAACUCAUCAGCCAUGAACCUGGAGAAAGAAUCCUUUAAUACAGAACAAGACUUUGUAGGUUUCCUGGACACUGGCCUACCUUCCGGUGAUAUGCUAAAGCUAAAACAAGAAGUCACUGAGAGUCCCAUUGCUAGCAGUUAUGAGAGCAGCUCCCGAGUGGCAUCCCCAUUGGACCCCAAUGGACAGUUCAAUGUAGUCAUUAAAGAGGAACCCAUCGAUGAUUAUGACUAUGAGACAAAUAUUUGCACACAAGGAGUAAGUGUGAAGCAGGAAGACACGGAUGAAGAAACUGAUGAGUAUUCUAACACUGAUGAUGAUGAUCCUGUCCUACAAAAAUGCCUGAGGAGAUACAGUGAAGCAGAUAGAAAUGAUGGAGACUUCAAGCCUAGGAAACGUGUGCUAUCCAGUCCUUCAGGUGUUGCCAAGGCAAAAAUGUUAAAAUUGGAAAGUGGGAAGAUGCCUGUGGUCUAUUUGGAACCUUGUGCGGUUACAAAGAGUACAGUGAAGAUAUCUGAGCUACCGCAGACCAUGCUGUCCUCUUGCAAGAAAGACAAAUCUGCAUUGACUACAGUACUGGAUUCUUUGCCUGUCUGUUUUGAAAAUCACAAGGGUUCUUACUCAGACACAGCUGCUAUAACUGAGGAGAUACCUAUGAAAAAAAUGUCUCCUGGCAAUAAACUGGCACAGAAAUAUUCCUCAAUCAAAGAGGCCCAGUGGAUUCUAUCUAAAUCACCUAAUUUUAAUCUUAGGAGCUCUGUAGGUUGUCAGGUUUCAGACAAAGAGAUUAGUGGAAGAAAAAAAACUGGAGUACUGAAGAAUUCUGCAUCCCUGAAAGGCUCUGGUAGCAGUCAAAACUCACUGUCAUCAGGUACCACCAAAAGGGGAAGGCCACGGAAACUGAAAAUCUCCAAAGCUGGUCGGCCACCUAAAGGUAUAGGGAAACCUGUGAUAACAAGCAAGAACAGCCCUAUGGGGCCUGCGAGUGUCCUUCCAGAUGUUAAGCCAGACCUUGAAGAUGUUGAUGGAGUCCUCUUUGUGUCCUUUGCAUCAAAGGAAGCUCUUGACAUUCACACUGUUGAUAGAGCUGGAGGAGAAGAAUCACAGAAUCUUCAGGCUCCCUUGUUGACUACGAAUGAUCCAGAUUGUCAGGCAAGAAUACAAGUACUGGAAAAGGAGUUGAUGGAAGAGCUGAAAACAUUGAGGCAUAAGCAAGUAAUACAUCCUAGUCUUCAGGAAGUUGAGAAGCGUAAGUAUCUCUUGAUAUUCAUGGAUACCUGA